Rubroshorea leprosula is the source of this 2473-nucleotide messenger RNA. The record is from the annotation of a GenBank genome assembly. Lineage: Eukaryota; Viridiplantae; Streptophyta; Magnoliopsida; Malvales; Dipterocarpaceae.
CUCUCUCUCUGCCUUCCCGAUUCUUCACCGCCGAUCACCGUCAAACUUCCAUCUCCAUCAUCAUCUUUCACGGUAAGGGCAAAACAGGCAGGAAAAAAAAACCCAAUGCUCACGUCGGCCACGCAGCAUUCGGAAGUGUCCGAUUCCGAAUAAUUCAUUGCAUCCUUAAUCCCAUUUUCUUCUUCAAUUCCAGAAGCCAAGUACCCAGAAAACCAGAAGGAUGACACUCCACUCGUUAGUGAUUCAGAAGCUUCUGAGCACCAAUGCUCACAUCGGCCGCCGGUUGGCGGCGCAGCAUUUCAAGAUGUACGCCUAUGGCAUGCGCAACGGCCUCACCAUUGUUGAUUCCGACAAGACCCUCAUCUGCCUUCGCAACGCCUGCAACUUCAUCUCCCACCUCGCCCGGAACAAUGCCUCCAUCAUGUUCGUAAACACCAACCCCUUACACCAGGAAAUUGUCGACCUCAUGUCCUCCAAGAUCUCUAGUUUGAGCCCAGAAAGGUCUAACAGCCUUUGGCGGAUGGGGGGGUUCUUGACCAACAGUUUUAGUCCUAAGAAGUUCAGGUCUAGGAACAAGAAGGUUCGGUUUGGCCCUACCCAGUUGCCGGAUUGUGUGGUGGUGUUUGAUACAGAGAGGAAGUCCUCAGUUGUGCCAGAGGCUUAUAGGUUGCAGAUUCCCAUUGUGGCGUUGGUGGAUUCAAAUAUGCCUUUGGAUUUUUACGAGAAGAUUACCUAUCCUGUACCGGCAAAUGAUUCCGUGCAGUUUGUCUAUUUGUUUUGCAAUAUGAUCACCAAGUGUUUCAUGCUGGAGGAGAAGAAGAAGAAAGAAGAUGGAGUUGGGCUACUUGGGAGGAAGACAAGAAGUAGGGAAGAAGCUCAGCCAAUUGAGCAGAGUGCUAGUGAGAGUGGUGAAAAAGAUGAAGUGCUGCUCAUUCCCCUUGAUAAGUUAGAACUUCUUUCUCAAGAUAUUGCCAAAACCAAGGAGAUUUUGGACAAGCUUGUUGUUGUGAAGUUUAACGGUGCUUUGGGAACAACUAUGGGUUUCAGUGGUCCCAAAUCUUUGAUUGAAAUUCGGGAGGGAUUGACAUUACUAGAUGUAAUUAUUGAGCAAAUUCAGUCUCUAAAUGCGAAGUAUGGUUGCAAAGUCCCUCUGCUUCUUAUGAACACUAAUAAAACGCAUGAUGAUACCCUAAAGGUUUUGGAGAAAUAUUCGAAAUCAAACAUUGAUAUUCAAUCAUUUAUCCAGGGUCAACAAGCUGAACCUGAAUCACUUGGACUGCACAGUGUAGACGAUUUGUACCCAUCCGACCCUGGUACAGCAUUCCUUUCCCUUGUGAAAAGUGAAACCCUCGAUUUGUUACUAUCACAGGGUAAGGAGUAUGUGCUUGUGGUUAACUCAGAUAAUGCGUGUGCUGUUAUAGACCCAAAAAUCUUGAAUCAUGUGACCCAAAAGAAAAUUGAGUAUUGCAUGGAGGUGACACCAACCACCACAAGCUUUUCAAGAACUAGUGUGCUUAGUUCACAAGAAGGAAAAUUUAAGCUUGUUCACAUUGCUCAGAAUCCUUCUAGACAUUCCACAAAAAAGUUCAAAUUCAUGGAUGCAGGAAGUUUGUGGGUUAAUUUGAAAGCCAUCAAAAGACUUGUAGACACUGAUGCAAUGAAGAUGGAAAAACUUUCUACUUCAAAGGCAGUAGAUCCUGAUGAUAAAGAAUCGGCAGUUGGUUCAGCCAUUCAGUUAUUUGAUCAAGCAAUUGGUGUUAAUGUUCCCCAAUCUCGAUAUCUUCCCGUAAAUUCCACAUUAGACUUGCUACUUUUGCAGUCGGAUAUCUACACUUAUGAUGAAGGCAUUUUAGCUCGAAAUAGAGCUAUAAAUCCUUCUAUCAGCUUAGGACCUGAAUUUGAAAAGGUUAGUGAUUUCCAAAGUCGCUUCAAAUCAACUCCUAGCAUUGUUGGACUGGAUAGCUUGAAGGUGACUGGUGAUGUUUGGUUUGGCGCUGACAUUACUCUCAAGGGGAAAGUAAAAAUUGCUGCAGAACCCGGGGAGAAAUUGGAAAUUCCUGAUAAUGUGGUUAUUAAAAACAAGGAUAUUACGAAUCCUUCAGACAUUUUAUACAAUUCAGAUAAUGACAGGGAAUAAUUGGGAUUCACUUUCUCUGCCUAUGGGUUUCAUAUUUGGUAAACAUAAGUAAUGAUCUUUAAUGUUGUAACAAUAGGUGAUUUUACAAUAUUUUCUUCAUAUAAUUUGAUUCAAUUUUGUAUUUCUCCAUCGUCCUUUUCAUGGAAGAAAAUAAGAGCAUGGCCCUGAAUGAGGCAAUUCAUUUUUGAUGUACCAGUAUACUGGAGAAAGUAGCUUGAUGUUGGACAGUUGCUUUAUGAUCUUGGUUAGAAAGUGAGAGAAGGUUUCUUUAACACUAUGUUGGGUAAGAGUUUGCUUUCCGAUCUCUUAGAAAGAGAAUCAAGGUUUUUUUAAAAC